Zychaea mexicana is the source of this 1239-nucleotide messenger RNA. RefSeq lists its product as uncharacterized. The transcript has 3 exons. The record is from RefSeq and is a predicted model, not a curated record. NCBI's taxonomy places the organism in Eukaryota, Fungi, Mucoromycota, Mucoromycetes, Mucorales, Lichtheimiaceae. Bases 1 to 1239 code for a protein of 412 amino acids.
AUGGCUCAUUUAGCAUCGGUUCAAUUGCAAUACCAAAAAGCACUUCGCUUUUACUUGUUGACCAAAUAUACAACUGCAGCAACGGCUUGUGUGAAAGCUAUUAUACGGCUUCCCAAACAAUCGAAUGGAACCGAACAAGAGGACGUCAAUAUCAAUGAGCUCGAAGCAUUACGAUAUUCCAUUUGGACACUUUACCUCAACAUUGCGACAACAUUGUUGACACUCCAAGACAAUAAGCUCACGCCUCAUGUUACAAAGCUGUUUGGUCUGUCGCCGGCUGCAGCCAAGAGUCACGAUCAGUUUGUGCACGAGAUGUGGCAGCUGUUAACCGAAGGUUACGGUGGCCCGGGCAAUGUCGACCCACGGCUUAUAUCUUCAUGCUUGGUCAUGACAUUGAAACUGCAAGCAGUUAACGUUGGACGACAAAUCGUCGAGCAAUGGUAUGCAACAAUGUCGGAUGCUACUAUGGAUUAUAUUUCGUCGAUUGCUGCACAAGAAGGCUCGGAACCAUCCGAUGAUGUUUACUAUAACGGUUGUAUGGAGGCCAUUGAGCUCUAUGUGACACGAAUUUUACCGGCCAUGAACGACUAUGAAACCGCUCUAUCAUUCGUACAGUACAACCCGCUGUUAUCAGAGGAAAAGAAGGAGGCAUUACAAGGAUAUGUCCGUGAGAACGAACAGAAGGCAUCAAGGGAACGGCAAAAGAAGGUUGAGCAGCAAAAGAAUGCCGAGCGCUUGGCCAAGUUGGCGGAAGAGCGAGAGAGGGCGCGGUUGCAGGAAGAACGGGAACGAGCAGAAAAGGAAAUGGAAGCAGCGAAAGCGCAUGAAAUCCAAGCAAACGGUAUCGGCCACAGCCAUUCUGAGCACAAACAAGAACAGCUCGAUACUCUCUCCUCCUCGUCAUCAUCAUCAUCAUCCUUAUCGACUUCUGGCCCCCUCGCAUCAGCUACGAACGGUUCUGCAGUCUCUAAUAACGAGCGUCAAUUAUCGAGAAACUCUGCAACUACAAAUUCACGGCGUGCAUUUAGCCUGGAACAACGGAGUCCUGCUGCAUUGAAGGAAUGGGUCCGACAAUUGUUUGCUGCUGGUUCUGCCACUUCGGUGGCUACCCUGCUCAUGAUACUCGCUUUGAUUGGGCUGUUACGUGGUUUUCGAGGGCGGUGGUCUGAACCAUUAAAGAUUGCAUUGGCAAAAUUAUGGCAGACGGUUCAAAUGGGUACCAAGGUGACCUACUUGUAA